CAUUAUUAUCUAGUGCGAGUGACGAUGGAAUGUGUCUAUACGCUUUUCAGUGUUGUACAGUAAAGUAUUCGGCAUGGCUUGCAGAUAUGCUGAUGAAAUACCAUGUGCCUUUAUAGUACAAUCAUACUACAGCGUUGCCAAGCGAUCGCAAAAUGGGGCUCUGAACUGUUCACCCGGCCGUGCAGUUUAUAAUCACUCAGCGUGAAUUAACGCUUGGCCAAAGAAGACAGCAUGCAUGUGCAUUUUACGAUAAAUUUUGCUUUAAAGUGUAACCGUAGUAAGAAGCCCCAGUGGUUGUAGAAAAAAUGGCUGCCGUUACGAUAAAAAACCUAGCUGUUUUUCUUUUGUCGGCAUUCGUGUUUGCAAAAUAUGUUGUUCCGCGCAUUGGACAAGAGCUCCUAUCCAGAUGUUUCGGCUACAUCGUUUCAAUCAUUCUGGCCUAUGUCAUUGCCGUCAAUGUGAAAGAAGGCAAGUUACAGGUCGCCGGCAAGGCUGUGGUUGUCACCGGCUGCGACACGGGGAUUGGCAACGCGCUGGCCCGCUACCUGGACAAGCAAGGCUUCCGGGUGUUCGCUGGCUGUCUAUUUGAGACCGGUGAAGGGGCGCGAAAACUCAAAGAGGAGUGCUCCAGGAAGCUGCAAGUGGUCCAGAUGGAUGUGACUAGUGACGAGCAGGUGGUCGGGGUGGCUCGGUUUGUACAGAGUGCUGUCUCGGUGUCAGGGGAUGUGCUGUGGGGAGUCGUGAACAAUGCUGGCAUUUUAAUUCUCGGGGAGAUAGAGUGGCUGUCAUUGGAUAGUUACCGACAAGUCAUGGAGGUCAACUUAAUGGGGAUGAUCCGAGUGACCAAGGCAUUCCUUCCCAUGAUUCGGAAAUGCAAAGGCCGAAUUGUGAACAUGAGCAGCGCGCAGGGGCUGUUUGCCGCUCCCUCGGGCUCCCCGUAUGCGAUCUCCAAGUUCGGAGUGGAGGCGUUCUCGGACUGUCUCCGCCUCGAGAUGGACAAGUGGGGAGUGAAGGCGGUCAUCAUCGAACCAGGCAACUAUUCAGCAUUUUCUAAAGCUUUCGAUGGGGACAGCAUCGAUAGGAUGCUGGACACGGUUUGGACUAACACACCAGACCACGUCAAGCAAGUCUACGGUGAGGAUUACUUUAACACCGUGCUGACGGUGCUGAAGAGUACCACCACUACCAGCGCCCCAGACUUGAAGCCGGUCUUAAGUGCUGUUGAGGACGCCCUCAUCGACGUGAAUCCGCCAGACAGGCUUUCCCCGAGCAACACUCUGUCGAAGCUUCUGACCUGGUUUUUCCGCUACUUGCCCGUCACCGUGACAGACAAUCUCUACAAAUUGGCCUAUGCCAUGUUGGUUGAUAAAGCGACUGGAGUUUAAACGGUCGAGCCAUCCUAGUGAACAUAUCGAGGUUCAUGAACACGUGUAGUGUCUACUGUUUCAUCUAAUAUCUCAGUACACAGAUCGUCUGGGAAAACCUUUGGUAUUCGUAAGUCGAGCGCGUAUCUAUCUGGCAUUUGUUAGCACUUUGACAGCGUUGAAAUGGACUGUACAUGCAGAGGCAACGUGAGAUUGGCCAUAACUGAAACUCUACGUUCAGACGAGGAGGAGAUUUAACUAAUCAUAAAUAUUAUUGUGCUAAAAACUGUGCAAAGUCCUGCAUUCUUUAUAUUAAUUUAGUGAUGAUAAUGAUGAAUAUCACGGAGCAUCUAGCCAAUUACUUUUAAAAAGUGUUUUAUUUGUAGGUGUAGUUUUGUGUUUCGAAAUGCAAUGAUAUUUAUUUCUAGAUAGGUCUACUAGAGUAUUUUUUUCUGCUUCAGCUGGCUUUGAGACGGUAUUUUUUCUGAACUUGAUUAUACUUUGAAAAAGCAAAAAGCUCAAUUAAAAUCAUUUUCAGAAUACCAACACAUGCAGUCUCUGAUAUGUGUUGCUCAUAAAUGCUCACGUCGAGCUACUAUUAUUGUGACUUUUGAGUCACUUGUUAAUUAACAAUUAUGAAAUACUUUGGAUGUUUUGGCUAGCUAAGCAGAGUGUGUUUGUGUGACUUGGUGAUGACGACAGCCUUCAAAUCCCUAUUUCCUGACAACUCAAUCCCUUGAGCCUUUGUAUGUACUCACAGAAGCAAUAAUAAACUCUAACGCCCCCGUA
Molecule: messenger RNA, 2153 nt
Organism: Acanthaster planci (crown-of-thorns starfish)
Lineage: Eukaryota; Metazoa; Echinodermata; Asteroidea; Valvatida; Acanthasteridae
Product: D-beta-hydroxybutyrate dehydrogenase, mitochondrial-like
Biological process (GO): steroid metabolic process
Cellular component (GO): intracellular membrane-bounded organelle
Molecular function (GO): oxidoreductase activity
Source: RefSeq, a predicted model, not a curated record